This is a messenger RNA of Octodon degus (degu), 1596 nucleotides long. It is a transcript of the gene Aagab, whose product is annotated as alpha and gamma adaptin binding protein. Bases 32 to 979 code for a protein of 315 amino acids. The transcript has 10 exons. The record is from RefSeq and is a predicted model, not a curated record. Lineage: Eukaryota; Metazoa; Chordata; Mammalia; Rodentia; Octodontidae.
GUGCGCGCUACACCGGCUCGCGGGCGCAACCAUGGCUGCGGGCGUCCCCUGCGCGCUGGUCACCAGCUGCUGCUCCACGUUCUCCGGGGACCGGCUGGUCCAACAUAUCCUUGGAAGAGAGGAUCUUCUUGUGGAAGUGACUUCCAACGAUGCUGUGAGAUUCUACCCCUGGACCAUUGAUAAUAAAUACUACUCAGCAGAUAUCAACCUGUGUGUGGUGCCAAACAAAUUCCUCGUCACCCCAGAAAUUGCAGACUCUGUCCAGGCAUUUGUCAUUUACUUUGACAGCUCACAAAAAUCAGGUCUCGAUAGUGUGUCUUCCUGGCUUCCCCUGGCAGAAGCGUGGGUCCCAGAGGUGAUGAUCCUGGCCUGUGACAGGGUGUGUGAAGAAGGCGUAAGCCGACAGGAGGCUCAAGAGUGGUGCAUCAAACACGGCUUUGAGCUGGUGGAGCUCAGUCCAGAGGAGCUGCCGGAGGAGGACGAUGACUUCCCUGAAUCUACAGGAGUAAAGCGAAUUGUACAAGCCUUGAAUGCCAAUGUCUGGUCCAAUGUAGUGAUGAAGAAUGAUAGGAACCAAGGCUUCAGCCUUCUCAAUUCAUUGGCUGGGACAAACCACAGCCUUGGAACUGCAGAGACCCACCGCUCAGAGCAGCCCGCUUUGCCAGCAGCAGACAGGACAGAAUUGAUCCCGGACCAUCGGGGUGCCGCAUCUAACACAGCAGAUACCCAGGGUGACAGCGCUUUGGAUCCCACAUUAGAUCUGGACAUUCAAGAAUUAGCCAGCCUUACCACUGGAGGAGGAGAUUUGGAAAAUUUUGAAAGACUGUUUUCAAAACUGAAAGAAAUGAAAGACAAGGCUGCGACGCUUCCUCAUGAGCAAAGAAAGUUGCACGCAGAAAAGGUGGCUAAGGCCUUCUGGAUGGCCAUCGGGGGAGACAGAGAUGAAAUUGCAGGACUUUCUUCUGAUGAGGAACACUAGCCUACGCCUGCUAGGUUGGACUGACAGGGAUGCCAGCCUUCUACCUGAGAUGCUUUCUACUUGAGCCAGCCACAUCUUGUGAGAUCCCCAGUAUUAUGUUUGCUGCCGGAUUUGUUUUUAGGGUCCCCUUAAUGUUCGUUUUUAGCAGGGAGUUUGGAAAAGUCUUUCUCCUUGAGGAGUGCAGUGACAAUAAGAAUUUCUAAAAUUUUUCUUGGUGCUGGGAGUGAGGAAGGGUGAGUAUCAGAAGUCUGUGUGAUUCCCCCAACUUACUGAGGAAGGCAGUGAAGCUGCCGUUCUCAGCCAGCCUUUGUGUUGAGUCCACAGCUCCACAUUCAAGCCCCAGGGCAGGAGCUCCUGCGAAAGGUGGGAAUAUCCCCAUUCAGGGAGCUUGUGCCUCAAGCUCCGAUGCUUUUUCUUGAAUGAGAAGAGGGAGCUGCAGAUUUAGUUUGUGCCACAGUAUGAGAGGCUGGGCAGGGUCAGUGGCCCCUGGGUUUAUGUCUAACUUAGGAAACACUUCUGAGUGUUUCUUUGAAGUGCGGUGUCUGAGUUUGCACUACAAAGAAUUGGAAAACCAGUGUACAUUUUUAGAAUGCCAAAAAUAAAGCAAAGGUUUCCUA